AUGGCUCCUCAAUUGUUCACUACCGAUGCAACCAAUACUGGCUCUACCAAUCAACCUACCAUAACAUCCCAACAAUCUUCAUCGCCAAUAGAAUCAUCUGCUGCGCCCUCCGACGUAGAGUCGACAUCUCCUUCACCCAGUCCAUCAAGUGAUAACCAACAAUCCGCCUCCGCCUCCCCAUCUCCAUCCCCAUCUUCCGACCCUUCCCCUUCGCCCUCGAAUGUAGAAUCCUCGGCAUCCGUCUCGCCAUCCAGCUCACCUAGUCAAUCUCCCUCGCCAAGCGCUUCGGAAUCUGCGUCAGCGUCGCCGAGUCCAAGUGAAAGUGCCAGUGCAUCAGAGCAGCAGAGUUCGUCAGCUAGUGCGACGCAAUCGCCGAGUCAGAGUGCCUCGGAGUCAGCUUCUGCAUCCGCUUCGCAAUCCGACGAACAGAGCUCUGCCCAAUCAUCCACUACCACAUCCAUCAACCAACCUUCCCUCGUCUCAUCCACUGCCGAAUCAACCUACACCUCAGCUGUCCAAGUGACCACGACCGAUGCCGAGGGUCAUACUGUCACGACCGCUCCAUCGCUGCUGACAGAGACAGCCACGUCGACUGACGCGUCAGGCCAAGUCUACACCAUCACGAGAGUGGUUCAUAACCCCUCUGGAUCGCUAUCAGCAAGUGGAAGCAGCAGCGAUUCGGGGUUCUUCAGCAAUUCCGGUGCUGUGGCUGGUACGUUCGUAGCUGUCGGUCUGGUCAUAACAGCAUGUGUGAUCGCAUUUGCAAUUUUCAUGCUACGUCGUCGUCGAAGACAGCGUCUAGAUAGGGAUGUAGCGGCUGCUGCAGCUGCAGCAGCAGUGGCCGCACAUCAUUCGUCUCGUUCUGCAUUUGAUGAUGAUGAAGAACAACAACAACCUUCAAUGACUCAAUAUGGUGGAUAUUACGCAUCGACAACUCCUGGUAUAGAUAUUCAUGGUCAACCUCAACCUGAUCUAAAUGGAGGUUAUCACGAUUACGAAGAUCCCUCCGGAGGAUAUGAUCCAUAUGCUAUCAAUAUGCAGAACCUAAAUCCUCAAGAUAGAAUGUCAACUGCUACGGCACCUGGUUUGGCGGGAUUCGGAGCUACUGCUGCUCAGCAGAAUUACGAUCAGUCACAACACCAAUAUGAUCAUGAUCAAUAUGCCGACACACCCGAUUACUCCCAGCCACAAUCACACGGUCAGGAUGAUCAUCAGCAGGAUGGUGGUAAUACGAAUGGAUACUAUUUCGACCCGAAACAGGCAUACGAAUAUGCAGAUGAUGAAGAUCCAUACGGCGGAUACGAUCAAAAUAGAUUGUCAAGUCAAGGACCUGGUAUGAGACCGCCCAGACCAGGAAGUGCAGGAAGUGUCACUAGACCAGGUGGCGAGGAGAGGGGGCUAAGAGUCGCCAAUGUGUAA
Messenger RNA from Kwoniella botswanensis, 1419 nucleotides. RefSeq lists its product as uncharacterized. The record is from RefSeq and is a predicted model, not a curated record. The transcript is spliced from 2 exons. Bases 1 to 1419 code for a protein of 472 amino acids. NCBI's taxonomy places the organism in Eukaryota, Fungi, Basidiomycota, Tremellomycetes, Tremellales, Cryptococcaceae.